Vigna umbellata (rice bean) is the source of this 659-nucleotide messenger RNA. Its product is annotated as heat shock factor-binding protein-like. The record is from RefSeq and is a predicted model, not a curated record. Gene Ontology annotation, cellular component: nucleus; cytosol. Gene Ontology annotation, molecular function: transcription corepressor activity. Lineage: Eukaryota; Viridiplantae; Streptophyta; Magnoliopsida; Fabales; Fabaceae. Gene Ontology annotation, biological process: cellular heat acclimation.
GUAAAGAGAGUAAAAUGAGCAACGUAGGAUGAAUUUAAGGAGCUUUAUUUGCUUUUCCCUUUCUUGAAUCUCAAGGCUACUAACAUUCCCUGAACACUCAAAUACAAUAACAGAGAGAUUUCAACCAUCGCCAUUUUCUGCAACAAUCAACUCAACACGCUCAAUCACUCCAACAUGAGUGCACAUGAUGCAGAAGACACUAAACAGAGCACUGCUGAUAUGACAGCUUUUGUACAAAAUCUUCUUCAACAGAUGCAAAGCAGGUUCCAGACUAUGUCAAACUCCAUCAUUUCAAAGAUCGAUGAGAUGGGCAAUAGGAUAGAGGAAUUGGAGCAGAACAUCAAUGAACUCCGAGCAGAAAUUGGUCUGGAGAGCUCACCUUCUCCUUCAGUCACCGAGAGAGAGAAAUCUCCUUUGCGUGAGUUGAAGCCUGAAACAGAAAAUCCUUAAAAAUGGCAGCAGAAUGGUUCGGCAUAGAUCAGUGUUGAUGCUUUUGGCAUGGUUCAUUUCAAACUUCACGGGUUGAUGAGCUGUUUCCAUGCAUUACACAUCUUUUUUAUUCGGUUCAAAUAGUUAUGAACAUCUCUCAUUUUCGCAUUCCUGUAGAAUGUACUGUAUUUUAUCUUUUUAUCUUUGAGUGUACUGAAUUUUAUCUUUCA